Molecule: messenger RNA, 10164 nt
Organism: Galleria mellonella (greater wax moth)
Lineage: Eukaryota; Metazoa; Arthropoda; Insecta; Lepidoptera; Pyralidae
Product: dipeptidase 1-like
Exons: 12
Coding region: 41-1357 (438 amino acids)
Biological process (GO): proteolysis
Molecular function (GO): metallodipeptidase activity
Source: RefSeq, a predicted model, not a curated record
CAGUAUCCACGCGCAACCGGUGUGUGCCGACGUCUGCCACAUGCCGCCCGCGUCAGAUCGCGUCUACACGAACGAUCAAGGUCGUACGUCAAGGAAGAGAAUUAGAGUGUUGAACUUUUUGUCCCGAGUGAGAAUGGUGAAUCCGUGCGAAAGGCGUGCAGUAGCAUGCAUACUCCUGGCCAUAAUAGCGGUUGUGGCGGCUGCAUCGUACGACCGUGAGAGGCUGGAGAUCGCGAAGCAGAUCUUGGAAGAAGUCCCCCUCACCGAUGGUCACAACGACCUUCCGUGGAACAUCAGGAAGUUUCUGCGGAACCAGAUCAACGAUUUCGAGCUGGACACCGAUCUCACCGUCGUGGAGCCGUGGUCGAUCUCCAAGUACUCGCACACAGAUCUGCCGAGGCUCAGAGAAGGCAUGGUCGGGGCGCAGUUUUGGUCUGCCUUCGUUCCGUGCGCGACCCAAAACAAGGACGCUGUCCAGCUGACCCUGGAACAAAUUGACGUGAUUCGUCGUCUGAUUGACAAAUACCCUCAGCAUUUCCAAUUCGCCACUUCUGUCACCGAUAUCCUGCAAGCCCACAGUGCUAGACCGCGAAAGAUAGCUUCCCUUAUUGGCAUCGAAGGUGGACACUCCAUCGCUAACUCUCUCGGUGUCCUAAGAAGCUACUACCAGCUCGGAGUUCGAUAUAUGACCUUAACACACACCUGUAACACACCAUGGGCCGAUUCGUCCAACGAACCACCGGUCACUAACGGACUAACGGAGUUUGGAGAGAAAGUGGUGAAGGAGAUGAACCGUCUCGGCAUGUUGGUGGACCUCUCGCACGUCAGCGAGAACACCACCAGAGCUGCUAUCAAGAUCUCGAAGGCCCCGGUCGUCUUCAGUCACUCCUCUGUCUACAGCCUUUGUGCGCACAAAAGGAACGUACCCGACGACAUUAUACAGUCUUUGAAAGAAAAUGGCGGCAUCAUCAUGGUGAACUUCUUUCCCGACUUCGUGAAAUGUGCUCCGAACGCUACCCUGUCAGACGUCGCCGAACACUUCCAUUACAUCAAGAGGAUGAUCGGAGCGGAGUAUGUGGGCAUCGGUGGUGACUUCGACGGUGUAAACAGGGUCCCCCGUGGUCUAGAAGACGUGUCCAAGUACCCUGAGCUCUUCGCUGAGCUACUGCGCAGCGGCCAAUGGAGCGUACAGGAGCUGAAGAACUUGGCUGGUCUCAACAUGAUGAGGGUCAUGCGCCAAGUUGAGAAGGUCCGCGACGAGAUGAGAACCAACGGAGUGGAGCCAGAGGAACAUCCAGACUCUCCUAACGACAACGGGAACUGUACCAGCAAUGCUUUCUACACUGAAUAUGUUUAAGUCAUACAUUGUUUUGCCCAUAGAUUUCCAUAGCAUCUUAGGCAUAUAAGCAGACCAAAUUGGACCUGGUGACAUUAGUGGCCAUCACCUUGUCACAUAUAUGUAAUUACUUACUAUUGAAUGAAAGAAAAAAAAACAAGUGGUGUAUUCUAGAACUUUCCACAGCUACUUGAUAAUAGAUGGCGUUAGUUGUUAGUUCUCGUGUGAAAGUAAUAUUAUGUUACAAUCUUAAAGUUAAAAGCCCAUUAGAAUUUACUUUGUAUGACCCGCCGAGUUUAAUAGGCUUCUCGCGCAGAAGACGUGAUAUUAUCGGGCUAGUACAUUUCCAGCGGUGGUAUUAUACUAAGUAAAUUUCAUUAUAAUUCGAGUACAAAGAGGGUUUUGUCCUCCCUGAUUUUUAGCAACCCAUUAUCAUCCCACCAUUCGGCAUAGAGGAUUAUUGAUUAACAAUUCAAUGUUAGAUAUCAGUAAGGUACAUUUCUCUCUGCCUAACUUUAAAUGGAGAAGACGUGAUAUCAGUAAGGUACAUUUCUCUCUGCCUAACUUUAAAUGGAGAAGACGUGAUAUCAGUAAGGUACAUUUCUCUCUGCCUAACUUUAAAAGGAGGAGAGAACAGAAUUAAAAUAAAAAAUGUACAAUUACGAAGGAACUAUAAUUAUUUAUAUCAGUUUUAUUUACGUAUUGACUUCAGUGUUGCCCCACUAGCUUCAAACUCCAUAAAAGUCCUUUUUCAUAAGCACAGUAUGACUCACGAUAGUUAUUACACUACAAUUAUAUAAGCAAUUUAAAAAUCAGAAAUCGUAAACAUUUUUUUGUUAUAUACUGUUUAAUUAAUUUUGUAAAAUUUGAGUACUUAUUCGUCCCUGAAUAAAAAAUCAAUGAAAUUUAUAUUUUAUAAUGGAAAUAUUUUUGCUUCACAGAACAUAUAUUUUAACCACGCACGACAUAGUUGUAGUUAGUUAGUUACAAAUUACGGCCGUUUGUUAUUGAUUUACUCAUAAUAUCGUUAACAAAACCAAAAUAUAGACGUUUUUGUCACAGAAUUAUAAGUAAAUGAGUAAUGCAAUCUAAUAAUAUUGAUUCGAUCAAUAUGAAAUUAAUUAUUUCCAUACAUAAUAAUACCCUUUCUAUAAAAACAAAUGUACUAUAAGUAAAAAAAUAAAUUGCUGCGUUACAUAAAAAGAAAUUUUACACUAUAAAUAUUGAUGUAUCCCACGUUAUUAAGUGUUCAUCCAAACACGAUCCCCUUAAUUUUCUUCCCCGUAGAUUCCCAUCGACAAAUUUAUUACCUAAACCGCUCCGUAACGAAAUUCGCAUUUUCAUAAAUUUUCUUCUAUAAUUGGAACGUCAUAUUCGUAUCCGUGUCAAAAAAAAGGUACGCCGCAAACUCGUGUGAUAGAUUUACGCUGAUAAAUAAUUAUGUUCCGUGCUAUGUUUACGGCUGCCUAUCUUCACGGUAUGCCCUUCAUGGGAUAGGCAGAGAGAACUAGUAGUAUCUAUUCUUUUUUUUAUUAUGCUCUUCCAUUUUCAUUUACAAUGUAAAUAUAAAUUACAUUACGAAGUACGUAAUGUAAUUUACAUUUUUGUGUAAUUGUAAAGUAAGAAUAUCAUUAUCAUAAACGAACGUAUCAUUUAUUACAGUGAUAUUUUUUCUUAAAAAUAUUUUUUUUAAUUGCUUCUUUUAAAUAACAGAUAUCUUUUUGACUAAUAAAAAAAAACGAUCGAAAAUAUACAACAUCACCAACGUCUCAAUUUUGGACCGCUUAUGUGUCUGCAUCUAUGAAAACUCUCAGACCGUCAAAACACCGCCAUUUUACGUCCUCUAUUACUGUUAUUUUGAAUUUGUCAAUUUACAUUAAGAAAUCACAAGUCUUUUUAAUUAAUUGCAUAAAAAUAAAUUCUAUUAAUAAAUGUUACGGACCACUGUCUAUUAUAAAUAUGUAAUAUUGAACAAUUUUUGAAUUGAAUUGAUCAGUCCUUUUAUAUUACAUAGAAAUAUAAAUUCAUGGGUUGACAACCGUCGGCUAAAAUCGUAAAACAUUUUUUUUGUUUUAAUAAAGACAAAGGUCACGGGAUGUCAUUUAUCCAAAUCCGUUCGUACGCGGGUUUUGACGGGUGUAAUAACCGCGAUAUUGAAUUUGACAGGUAAAUCCAAUUGAUGUGUUUAUAAAGAGAUAAAUAUUUUGUAUCUAUGUUAACCCCAAAACAGCAGUGUAUAGGCGUAUUACGUGAACGACCGGGUAUCCAGUGGACUUCAAGUCGUCACGUAAGUCUCUCUUGGAAUAUGAUUGUCGCAUCCGAGGGUUUGAUUAAAUAACACACCCAUGAUAUUAUGGUGUGGUCUAUUUGUCAACUUUUUUAAUUAUUCUAUACAUUGUUAUUGUGUUUAACUUGAGUAAAUAUACCAGUAUAAUAAUUAUCAAAAAUUCGUUUAAAACGAAUACAAAAAAAUACAAGCUUAUUUUAAGCAUUUUCCAUUUUGAAAUUGAUUAAAAAUUUACAAAUUAAUUUAUUAACUCUAAAAUGUUUUCAACCUCUGACACACUUUGUACUGUCUCUGUCUGUCCCGUUGUAGACUUAAUUAUUUCCAGUAGGUCUAUAUAAUAAAGGUGGAAAAGCAUUUUAGCCGCAUGCGUCACAGUAUAAGUCACUCCCAUAUUUUAUAUUGGAUCUACUCACACCACUACAGUUUUAUAAUACAUAUAUAUUUUACCCUACCAUAAAAGAGCUUUAAGAUUUUUUCACAUUGUGUAAUAUUUCCAAUAUACAACAAAAAUUGGGGUCGAUUCGCCCCAUUUUCCAACACAGGUCCGAAAAGCCCCACUAAGUGGCAUGUGUAAAGCUUCACCCGCACACCACGUAGUGCAAAGCACACACAUAUACCUAUUUAUAAUCCUCGCAACAUAAUGUAAACUUGAAACAUGUACGUCUGGAAAUUUUGCUGUGCAAUUUGCAUUAAUCUGAGUGUGUUUCUGUGUACCCAUUUCUCUAAACUACGGGAUGCGACACCGAUGUCCUUAAAUAACUGUAAUGUUUUACCCUUAGUGUUGGUAAUAACAGAUCUGAACAGUGGAGUUUAUGAGAAAGCGUUAAAUGGAAUGUUAUUUUAUUAUUUGUAUUUCAAUAAUCCACUGCUGGGCAUAGCAUGAAUACAAAUAACAAUAUUUUUUUUAAAGUUUGUUUAAAACAUCUAUAUCGGAUCUUUGGGCGUUUCACACCUCACAAUGUAAAUUGCCUUGGCCGUGCCUCACAAUGUAAUUUUUUUACUGGGAUUGACCACAGUAUGUUCUUUUUUCAAAAGAAAUUAUGAUUAUAAAAAUAAAUGGAAUCCAAAAGUUCUAUUAUAAAAGAAAUCGUAAACAGUUCGAUACGUGGUCCGAAAAGCUCCACUGAUCUACUUAAGGUGCGAAUGACACAUGGUGUGAAACACCCCAAAGACACCUAUUGAUUAGACUUCUACUGAGAACAACUCAGUGAAGAUUGGUCUGAAUUGGAGUACAGAUUUCUCAUACGCUCGAUUGUUGAGUUUCUGAUUUAUAAAUGUCAGUGUUUGUAGAUGCAUGAUAGAUGUUCACUGUGGAUAAGCACUUCUUCCUUCUCUCACUGAUCAGUACUCUUUUGGGGUCACAUAUCAAAUCUACUGUGUCGCACGUUAUUGGAUACGCUCUUUCAUUUUUAACUUUUCAUUUUUAGCUCAUACCGAAGCGUACCAAAGUGUGGCAAAGUGAUUAUCUGUCAGUUUUAAAAAAUAAAUCACAUAUUUUCAAUAUAUGUGCUUAUUUAUUCAUUAAAUAUACUAAGUAAAAUGGUAAUCAUACAAAAAGAUUAUUAUAAAAUAAAAUAAAAUAAAAAAUAAACCUAUCACAAAAAAAAAUUUGAUUUUGGUAGCAAAAAAACGUAUUUGAUAACUUCAAAAGCAAUAUAUGUAUGAAGUAGGUGCAUAAUUUUUAAUGACAGGUUUACAUAUUUUGAACAGCUUAUUUUGUAACCUUUUAGUUUACUUCAACGCUGGACGCUUUCUAAAUAACCAAUAAGAAAUUUGUUCAUUUUUUAUUACAAAUUGACAGAUAAUUAUGACGUUGCUAGUCUUCGCUAUAAAUUUGGUAUGAACCCUUUUAAAGGCGACUAUGUUUCUUCUAAUUAUUCAUACGUCUAAAAGACGCCAUCUUGGUUUUACCUUUCUUCCGCCUUCACCUAAAGUUGCAUUUGACACUGAGCGUACUGUCAAAACGUAGAUAGUAUAAUUUGUAACAGAAAUUAUUUUAAAUUGUCAAUAAUAUAAUUAAUAAUAUAUGAAGGGCAAGAUAAAGAGAGAGUGAAAAAUAAUAAAUCGCGUAUUAAAAUAUUUAAUUAAAUGUACUCGAUACCACGACAGUUUAAUUAAUUUUCAUUUAAUCGGUUCAUUUAUUAAAUUAAAUUUACUCAUAAUUAUUAUAAUAGCGAACAACUCGCAUCAUAAUCUGACAUAUUGAAUUGGAUUUUACAUUGGUAUUCAGGGAUAUAAAUUUAAAUAUAUGUCAAUCACUAAUAUGGAAUCGAAUUCGUAUUCACGUUGCUUUAUAUAUUUAAAUUGUGUUUCUUAUUUCAACAGCUGAAUAUUUAUAUACGUAUUAUAAUUUAAUAAUUUAUAAUACCAAAAUAUAUAUAUAUUUAUGUUAUAUAUAUACAAUAUUAAAAUAUAUUUUGUUUUAAUGGUUUUACCAUAAUAAUACUAUUUUUCUUUAAAAGUUUUAAGGUGACUCUUAAAUAUGCUUUAAUUCAGUAUCUUUUGGACCUCAUACCUCAUAAGAUAUAUAAAACAACAACAUAUUCAUUUAAAAUAAACUCUGUAGUAUAUCAAUUGUCCUUUAUUGUCGUGACUAUUGAUUACAUUUAUAUAAAUAUAUUGAAACGAAUUAAUAAAACAACAAAAAUAUUUUAUUUACAAUUUGUGAUUGAAUAAAUAAAAAUGAAUAAAGUAUCUCGUUUUAGGGACGUAGAUAGAAAAUAAAUUUUAACAACGUUAAAAAAAAAUGUUAUUCGUUUGAAAUAAAAUAAGGGUUUCCAAUGGAUUUCCGUAUUAUUUCUAUGGUAGUUUAAAAAAGUCGAGUAAGCGAUUUGAAUUCUGUUCCUAUUCAAACUGGAUUAAACAUUAUUUAGCAAUGUUCAUUUAUUUAACAUUGUUAAUUAAAUUACGUUUAUUCAUUUAUGUAAUGUAAAUGUGUGCGAUUGUUUAUUUUGCAAAUUAGCACUGCACGUUUGACAUUGACAAUGUCAAAUCAUUAAUGUCAGAUGUGACAGCCAAUGUCAAACGGUGCAUUGAUGCUUGAGCACAGUUCAUAAUUAUUUCUCUAACAAUAUAAAAUGCUCAUACGCGUGCCAAAUGCAGUAAUAUCAUUUUAAUUAAGCUGUAAUUUUUAUACUCCUAUGGUCCUAUUAUAAUAAUUGUCGCUUUCAUUUUGAUAUCAUUGUACUGUAGUGAGGGGUGUCCACGGUUUGUGUCUUUGCAUUCAUCACUACAUGUACAAUAUUUGAUUUGUCAAAUGUAUGGAAUAAUGCGUGAUAAGAUGGAUGUCAGUCCCGAAAUUGUGGUCGUUAUAUCGUCGUGCUGUGAUGAUGAUGUAAGUAAAUCGUGAAUUUCCAGGUUUUAUUUUUUUUUUUAUUUUCACUUUUAAAUAAUAUUUAAUUUCUAUACUAAUACCUAAUUUUUAUACUGAUGCUGUGAACAGCAACAGCCAUUUAGCAAUAUCAUUGAUGACAACAUGUAAAAUGUAUAGAAUUGACAUAAGAAGAAGUGUAUUCAUGUGGUCAAAAUGCGCCAGCUAAUAUCAAUUUUAUACAUUUUCAACUGGCCUCAAAUCUUUUUAUGUUUAUUACCUCAUAACUCCGUCAAUUGUAAACCGAUUUGGAAAAUUAUUUUUUUAUCUGUUAGGAUAUACGUACAUAUGAGUGCCACAGAUACUUUAUAAAAAUCAAUUCAUUAGUUUAGUUUUUAAAUCCAAGUAACUUCUUUUAUCACAAAUGAUAGUGAAAAUCGGUUUAUAUUUGUUAAUAGUAUACUACUUUAACUAUAUUCCCCAAGCAUAAUUGCUCCAUGUUUUUAGACGUCACAUAAUACAAAACUGAAUUCCUAACUGAAAGAGCAAGAAUUUAUUGUAAAACUGUACACAUAAAUAUUAUCUGAACCAGUAGAGUUUAGGAGGUGACUAAAGAAUUGAAAGACAAAAUAUUGUUUCCGGACGAGUAAUAAAAAAAAAAUCCGCUGAUUUAUUAAAAAUGUGGUGAAGGGUAUCAUAGAUACAGAUGGCACAAUCUAAUUUGGAACUGGCCAGUCUUAUCACGCAUUAAACGUCAACAAUCAUAGAUAUACAAAAAAUCCAAGAUAUACAGCCAGGUAGUAAAAGACGGUACUGAAAAUAGUCUGGUCUUAGUAUGGGCAUCUCAAAUCUUUUCAUUGUUUUUCUACUUAUUUGUAUUGUUUGAGAGAACUGAUUUCAUUUUGUUCACACAAAAUUCACACAUCACAUGCUUGGUAACGGAAACUAAUUUUUUAAUAAAUAUAUUAAUAUCAUAACGAAAUGUAGAGGGCAGCACAUGUUGGAAGGCAUUAGGGAAGAUCUGUAUUCAGUAGUGGAUGGAUACAAGCUGAAAUAAUAAUUGCAAGUUUCUAUAACUUGGAUUUCUUGUACAUCUAUAUUUACAAUAUUAUAAUUACUGUUGUCUAUAUGACAAUAAACCCUCCACGUCGUAUGGGAUGACCUAUCACGGGAUCGUGCUGUGAAAAUAUUUAAUAUUUAAAUAUAACUAUAAAAUAUAAUGAUAUUGUGGAAAAAAAAAAAAUACUAUUUCUUAUAAAUUAUGACUGAACAAUUUUUGAACCUUUAUUGACUAGCGUGACUAAGUGUUUUGUCUCAAAUCUGCCUCUUAUUUUGUGAUUCUUUUUUAACAAUAUUGAAUCGUAUUGAAUGGAUUCUUCUAGCGCAAGCGCACAUUUAUCCCGCUAGAUGGCGUUGUUUAGUAAUGGUCAAAGAUCUAUUUAAAUGAUCGAAUUUGAGUAUUGCACCGGCAAGAUGGCAAUUUUAGAUUGAAAAUGUUCUAAAUACAAAAAAUAUAACGUUGUGCACGACGCGAUCGUGCCAUUGAUAAUGAUUUAUUGAUGUUUUGUACUUAUGAACGUUUUUGUUUAUAAUUAUUAUGAAUGCCUCAUUUUAUUUUUAUACAAUUUAAACAAAUCUUCACCACAAAAUUCUUACUGUAUUAACAACGAAAAUUAAUACCAAUUUGUUUUAAUCCCUCACGUAUGUAGCGACUUGCUUAUUAAUAAAAUAGAAAUUAAAGACAAGAUAUUUUUAUUACUUGUUCUGCAAAUAAAUGGAAAUCUUUGACAAAUAAAUAUCAUUGCAUAGACAAGUUACAUUUAUAGCUUCCAUAGUUGAUAAAUAACGAAAUGAGCCGCAAGGAAUCGACCUUCUGUGUAGAGAGGCGAAUUAGGUAAAUGGUUCCCUACGACGACAAAAUCUUGUUUACUAACCUGAUUAGGUAUAUUGGGAAUUAAAUGCUCCCUCCAGUGCCCAAUGUUGGCUAUUUAAGUAGAAAACUUUGAACGAGGAAAGGAAACCCAAAUAUAUAAUUGAGUUAGUAAAUAAAACGUCCUUCUAAAUAAUGAAUUGUCGUAAACAUCGACCUGUGAAUUAGAGAGAAAUGGACGGGAGGAUAAAUAAUGAGUCUACAACAAUAUUAAUCCACUUACAAUGUUGGCUACAAGUCAAGUUACGUUAGUAAACAAUAAUAACUAAGCUGAGUUCUUUAGACUGAUACCUGCUGCUGAUUUUGACAACUGUACAACAUAUCACAAACUAAAGUUCCAUCCCAACCAUCUGGAUUAGUGGCGGUCCCUCACCGUGCGUUUUUAAGACACUUUCUUCCACGCGCAACCACUCUUGGAAUCAACUUCCAGCAACAGUAUUUCCGAACAGAUACGAAAUCGUAAUCUUCAAGAAAAAAAAAAUUCCUUAUUAAAAGGCCGGCAGCACACCUGCAAUGCUUCUAGUGUUGCGGGUGAUCAUGGGCGGUAGUUACUUACCAUCAGAUGAGCUGCUAGCUCGUUUGCCCCCUGUGUUAUAAAAAAAAUUCACAUUUUUUUUCUACCGCAACUAAAUGUACACAUUUUCUUCGUGUUUGCAGUCAAUGGGCCUGAUGUUAUUAGCCCAAAAUCCCACUACGCCAAUAUCGCUGGCAAGUCAAGUGAAAAGGGACGGGCAAGGAACUCUUCCGUUACUCUUUGAAUUGUGCAAUUCUGUAUAUUGGUUUGCUCCCUGUUUUAUAAAGAAAAAAAAACAUACUUUAUUCAAAAUAAUUUCAAGACGGUAGACGGUAAAAACGGUAGGGGCCAUUUUAAGUAAGGUCGAAUAUUAAAUAAGGAAAUAGGCAGAGUUUUAUGUUCGAGACUAAAUGCCUCUGCUAUAUGCAUACAUAGUCGACGAUUCGCCAAUAUAUUUAUUUACGAUCUUGGCAACAAAUCAAGCGGCGUAAUGCCUAAAACAAAACAUCAAUAAAACAUCACUCGAGCGAAAUAGAAUAAAAACGGAAUCCGUGAUAUUCGAUAAAACAUAUUUCAGUAAAGUAAACGAGUUUGGAUGUGCGCUUGUGUUCAAAAGGUUGUUCGGCGCAUUGCUCCAACCCCCCACUGAGGGCUAAACAGUAGGCCCUCUGUCUUCAAAAGUUCGUCUCUUACACACUUAAACACUAUAGCAACGCGCCGAGCAACAUAAUUUCAGAACUGCUUAUAUUUAAUACAUAACUUGAUAUUAAACAUUUGCUGUAUACAA